Messenger RNA from Nicotiana attenuata, 1754 nucleotides. Its product is annotated as splicing factor 3B subunit 4. NCBI's taxonomy places the organism in Eukaryota, Viridiplantae, Streptophyta, Magnoliopsida, Solanales, Solanaceae. The record is from RefSeq and is a predicted model, not a curated record. Gene Ontology annotation, molecular function: RNA binding. The coding region runs from base 255 to 1337 and encodes 360 amino acids. The transcript has 9 exons. Gene Ontology annotation, cellular component: nucleolus; U12-type spliceosomal complex. Gene Ontology annotation, biological process: positive regulation of mRNA splicing, via spliceosome.
AAAAUCAUUGUAUACAUAACGUACCGGGAAUGACGUCGGAAUACAAACCGGAGUCGGAAAGCAAUUGAUCGGCCUUCUCACGGAAGCCCUAUCUCGCCGGCCGGAGUGGGCCCAAGGCUUUUGCGUUAUACUGGAGGAUAGCAGAAGCCGUACUUAUAACCCGACCCGGUUGAGAAUUUGGAUAUUUGGCCCUUUAUUUUUGGGCCUUUGUGUUGUUUAGUGUUUGCUUGCACAGAGCAUUCUUCUUUCUGAGUAUGACGACUCGUAUAGCUCCGGGAGUGGGAGCAAACCUGCUGGGCCAACACGCAGCGGAGCGCAACCAAGACGCCACCGCCUAUGUCGGCAACCUCGACCCUCAGGUUUCUGAAGAGUUGUUAUGGGAGUUGUUUGUUCAAGCAGGUCCAGUAGUCAAUGUUUAUGUCCCUAAGGACAGAGUUACUAAUGCUCAUCAGGGAUAUGGCUUUGUGGAAUUCCGAAGUGAAGAAGAUGCUGACUAUGCAAUAAAGGUACUGAAUAUGAUUAAACUUUAUGGGAAACCAAUAAGAGUGAAUAAGGCAUCACAAGAUAAAAAGAGUGUUGAUGUUGGUGCCAACUUGUUUGUUGGGAACCUUGAUCCUGAUGUUGAUGAGAAGCUUCUAUAUGACACUUUUAGUGCUUUUGGAGUUAUUGUCUCAAAUCCAAAGAUAAUGAGAGACCCUGAGACAGGGAAUUCCCGGGGUUUUGGUUUCAUUAGUUACGAUUCAUUUGAGGCCUCUGAUGCAGCAAUUGAGGCAAUGAAUGGUCAAUAUCUUUGCAACCGUCAAAUUACAGUUUCCUAUGCCUACAAGAAAGAUACAAAAGGGGAACGUCAUGGCACCCCUGCUGAAAGGGUUUUAGCUGCUAGUAAUCCAGGUACUCAGAAAAACAGGCCUCAUACCAUGUUUGCAAGUGGACCCCCCAGCGUUCCACAAGCCAAUGGUGCGGUUGGUACUCCAGGUCCCCCACGGCCUUUUGCAAAUGGUCCUAUACCUCCAGCUCCUAUUCCAGCAAUCCGGCCACCACCUAUGCAGCCUAAUGUCUACCCACCAAUGCAAAUGCCUGCACCACAAGCUUGGCAGGGACAUCCUAUGCAACCAGGUGGAGCUGGCAUUCCGCAGCAGCAAAUGCAAUUCAGGGGAAUGCCACCACCGCCCCCACAGGUAGCUCCACCCCUAAAUAGGCCCCCUCCAGCACCAGCUGCAAUGGGCGCUCAGGUUUGGCGUCCUCCUCCACCACCUCAGCACCUUAAUGGUGGCCCCUACCAUUCCAUGCCACAUAUGUCGAUGCAGCCACCCCCUCCACCUCCUGCACAAGGUUGAAAACUUGAGAUGCCAAAUUUUAUACUAGCCUGGAUGUCUAUUUCCUUUAUGACAUUUUAAAACUAGUGCAUUCACUGUAAAAGGUAUGUGAUUGUGAGUGUCGGUGUUGGGAUUUCAAACUUUUAGUAAGAGGAUUAGUUCGACGUGGAAGUAACUUUUGCUUUUGGUCUCUGUUUGUUGUCGGAAACAGAGGAAGAUAGAUUGUUGGUUUUAGUGAAAACACCAUAUGCAAUCUCUGAGACGUCUGGUCUUAACAAUCUACAUGUAUAUCACGAAGCGAGAUAGUUAACCGAUUGCAAGUUGUGUCAUCCGUACGGGGAUCUUCUGAAGAUUAUCCCUGUGUUGAAAGACAUUUACAAUAACAUUUCGAAUUAUAUCAGGGCAGUUAAAAGAUAUUUUGUUGUGGCCCUUCAUUCA